AAAAAAAGGCAAAAGAAUGAGAGGUUGGUUGGCCCUCUCCGGGCUGAGCAUCUCCAUGGUGCGAGGCAAUGCAGGAUGAUCCAGAGGAGCGCUCGCCGGGAGCAGGGAUGCUGAGGACCCGGCACCCACCGGGGACAUGACCCUCAACAUCCCCACCAGAAAUCUCACCCAACGGAGUCGAAUUCCCACGGGGGCGAUGCCACACCUCCCGAGGACACUGGGGACAUCGGGUUUUGCUGAGCUUAGCAGCUUUUCACCGUCUUACCGAAGGCAUCAGACAGACGCUCAUCUGCCCUGAAGUGCAGAUCUGCAACAGCUCCCGGGAAGACUCUGUCUCUCUGUCUCUCUGUCUCUCUGUCUCUCUCUCUCCAGUCCAAACCAUUACAAGACCUGACUUCCACCAUCUGGGAAUCUAACCCCUCUUAUGCCCCUUCUCCUUUUUCUACGAUGACUCACCAUUAUUUUUAACUUUGAAGAGAGAGGAAAUUAUGGGGAUCUUGGAAGCCUGUAUUUCUCUCUAGGAUUUCCCCAGGGUCAGAUAAUCGGUGUUACUAAGAGACACUAAGAUUUGGCUUCUCCAGCAGGGGCGAUUUUCUUUCUUCUUCUUCUUUUUAUUUUUUUUCCUCUAUUUUUAUCUCAUCCCUUCGCCUUUUCAUGAGACUCUUCCAAACCUACGUACCUGUCCUUCUGCAGGAUAGUAGCCCUGCCCUGAACCCGAUCCCACCACCGGGCGCUGGGAAGAGUUUAGCAUAAGGAUUUCUUUUAAAGCCCAAUAAUGACAGUUGCUACUGGAGAUCCUGCAGAUGAAGCUGCAGCUCUUCCCGGUCACCCGCAGGACACGUACAACCCUGAGACCGACCAUGAGUGCUGUGAGAGGGUGGUCAUUAACAUCUCGGGGCUGCGCUUCGAGACGCAGCUCAAGACACUUGCCCAGUUUCCAGAGACCUUGCUAGGGGAUCCUAAAAAGAGGAUGAGAUAUUUCGACCCUCUCCGGAACGAGUAUUUCUUUGACCGGAACAGACCCAGCUUCGAUGCGAUUUUGUACUAUUACCAGUCCGGGGGGAGGUUGCGGCGGCCGGUUAAUGUGCCCUUAGACAUCUUCUCCGAAGAGAUCCGCUUCUAUGAACUGGGGGAAGAGGCCAUGGAGAUGUUUCGGGAGGAUGAAGGCUACAUCAAGGAAGAGGAGAGGCCGCUGCCUGAGAACGAGUUUCAGAGACAAGUGUGGUUGCUCUUUGAGUACCCUGAGAGCUCAGGCCCUGCCAGGAUUAUAGCUAUUGUCUCUGUCAUGGUUAUUUUAAUCUCCAUCGUCAGCUUUUGCCUGGAAACGUUGCCCAUUUUUCGGGAUGAGAAUGAAGACAUGCACGGUAGCGGGCUGAGCCAUCCCCCCUACUCCAACAGCAGCAUGGGGUACCAGCAGUCCACUUCUUUCACAGACCCCUUCUUCAUCGUGGAGACACUUUGCAUCAUCUGGUUCUCCUUCGAGUUCUUGGUGAGGUUUUUCGCCUGCCCCAGCAAGGCUGGAUUUUUUACCAACAUCAUGAACAUUAUAGACAUCGUAGCCAUCAUUCCCUAUUUCAUCACCUUAGGGACGGAGCUGGCUGAGAAGCCAGAGGAUGGUCAGCAGGGCCAGCAAGCCAUGUCCUUAGCCAUCCUUCGAGUCAUCCGCUUGGUGCGGGUCUUCAGGAUCUUCAAGCUCUCCCGGCACUCCAAGGGGCUGCAGAUCCUGGGACAGACUCUCAAGGCCAGCAUGCGGGAGCUGGGCCUCUUGAUAUUUUUCCUCUUCAUCGGCGUCAUCCUCUUCUCCAGCGCCGUCUACUUUGCCGAGGCCGACGAGAGCGAGUCCCAGUUCCCGAGCAUCCCCGAUGCCUUCUGGUGGGCUGUGGUUUCCAUGACGACUGUUGGCUACGGAGACAUGGUCCCCACGACCAUCGGGGGGAAAAUAGUGGGUUCCUUGUGUGCCAUCGCUGGCGUAUUAACGAUUGCCUUACCAGUGCCCGUCAUAGUGUCUAACUUCAAUUACUUCUACCACCGGGAGACCGAGGGAGAGGAGCAGGCUCAAUAUUUGCAAGUAACCAGCUGCCCAAAGAUCCCCUCUUCCCCUGACCUAAAGAAAAGCAGAAGUGCCUCUACUAUUAGUAAGUCUGAUUAUAUGGAGAUCCAGGAAGGUGUAAACAAUAGCAAUGAGGAUUUUAGGGAGGAGAACUUGAAGACAGCCAAUUGCACCCUAGCUAACACAAACUAUGUGAAUAUCACCAAAAUGCUAACCGAUGUCUAGUCGCUAAAAUCUAGUCCCGUAUUUAAAGCUGAAGUGGAACAAUUGCAGAUAUUGAGUGCUGCUCUGCAUUGUAGUUAAUACAGUAUUUUCUACGGUGUAUAUUUGGUUCUGCAUGGGAAGCAAUAGCUGUGUAAGUGACUUUUAACCUUUGAUUUCUGCACCGAAUAAGCGUCUGUGCAAAAAAACCCAACAAAUCCAAAACCAUUUUGUUGCACUUCUCCCAUCCCAGGCUCGUGGGUUUCCAAAGAUACGGAGGGGACGGGCACUUGGAGCAGCGGGAUGGGGAUGGAAGGGGCAGGUCCGGGCCAUCCCGGGGUGUCACGGGUCCUGGUCCCCGUCCUGGGGGACAGCCAGCUCCCAGGCACAGGGAACAGCUGGGAAAGGUCAGGCAGAACUUCCUGGAGGGUGGCUGCAGCCGUGGGGCCGGGUUGCUGGAGGGCUCGAGGUUCCUGCCCUGGGAAAGCCGAGAGCGAACGCGGCGCCCGGCUCGUGUUUCAUAACUGAAAAUGCUGCAUGCUGCAAUAGUUUCAGCCACUGCAGUGUGCCAGUGUGAGGCCCAGGGGAGGGAUAAUUACUGUGACGGCACAUUAUUUAUUAAGUCUUAAAUUUUCUAUGCGAGGCAUCGGGAGGGAUGAGUAAAUAAAUCAAGAGCUUGGAAUUUUAUUUAUUUAUUUAGAUGACACUUCCAUCAUCAAUAUUUCCAGGAUCACCAAAGACACCUCCACUGACACAUUGAAAAUGAGUUGGAAAAAGCAUUUUUUUAAUAUCUAUAUAUAAAACUGGAGCAACUAUGCUGUGGCCUAUAAUAUAUUUAUACUGCAGUGAAAUUUAACCAGUAAUACAGUACAGCUGCAUGGAUAUUCGUUGCAUGAAUCUGAAUAUUUAAUACACACACAAAUAUAUAUUUUCUUAGUAGACUAUACAGUAUUCAUGUUUAUAGUGUUUAUAGAUUCUCCGGUGGCUUGAAGGAGAUUCAUGGGAAUUAAAAAAAUCUCCAUUAUAGUUAAAAACCGGAUGGGGAAGGCGUGUGCUGACAACAGUUGGAUAGAUAACAGUGCAAAGCCUGAGAGAUAACAAGGCAGAGCUCGAGUGUCCGAGCAUCCAGACACAAGAGCUGACAAAUGCAAGCCAGGGAAGGUGAGCUGAAAGUUAAACACCUGUGCUCAUUAUGGGCCGAGUAAUUAGUCAUUAAUCGUGGUGCCAGGAGCAGAAACCACGGCGGAUCGGAGAGGGCACGAGGAGCAGGUGGAAUAGCAGGUUCCAGCUCUCCUGACUUGUUUGUUCAGCAGUUUUCAGCCGUUCCCGUAGAAUUCCUGUGUGUGUGUGUGUAUAGAUAUUUAGAGAGCGACUACAGGGCCGAAUCCUCAGCAAACAGAGCGCUUGGGGUAUCGAGGACUUCCCAGCUCAGGGCUGCUGGGAUGGUGGGACACGGGCUGGAGCAGGGUGGCCUGCCCCUGGAGUCCAUGGGGUCACCGGGGCAAGGUGUUUUUGGCUUGAAAACUCCUUUUCAACCCCCUCAGGGCUGGGGUUUAUUCCUUUAUGAUGAAGCAGACAGGUGCUGAAGUGGCCUGGGUUCAAGCUGGCAACUCUGAGCCUUUGCUUUGCCUUCUUUCAGGAUGUUUAAGAGCAGUGGGUCAAGGUGCAGAGAGCCUGAGGUUCUGUCUCUUCUUCAUCCCCAGUGUUAUUUGGGGAUGGGCAAGAGCUGUUGGUCCAUGGGGAAUCUCACCUGCUUUCCCCAUCCCUGUGUGGGUUUGCUUGUGUUUUCCCCAUUGCUGACAAUCCUCAGGGAGAGGUGCCCUGUUCCUCUUCCAGAUCAGGGGAGAUGGAGGAAAAUCUCUGCCAAGGUCAUGGUUGAGCAAAGCCUCCCUGGGAACAGGGAGGAACAGGGUUCAGACAGGGUGAAUUCAGGCUGAACUGGGGCAUUCUCAGCCCUGAAACACUGCAUGAAGGGUGAGCACAAGGAGCUUGGGGAGGGCUCAGCCAGACCCUUCCUUCCUCAGAGAGGAAAUCCCUGCUCCUGACAAUAAUCCAACUGGUGCUAAAGUAUCUACAGCAAUGGCUCCAAAUGCCACUCCAGAGGAGGAUCCAUCUUGUGCUGAUGGGGCUCCACUUGGCCAGGUGGAAUCACUCCUCAGUUUUAUUUGAUUGAUUGAUUGAUUGAUUGAUUGAUUGAGGCCUGGCUAUAAUGAAUUCCAAGUGUUUGUGCAUGGCAGUCCCUGCUUCUGCGUGGGGCAGAGGACCAGCAGCACCCCUGUGCUGGGGUUCAGGGAUGAUCAGGUCCCCAGCCUGUCUUUAAUUGGAUCUCAUUAUGCUGGGAGUCCUGCACUCCCACUUUGCUGGGGCAGCCUGGGAAUGGGAGACCCUGAAGCCCCUUCAUGCACGCACACAAAAAAGCCAACACAACCAAAAGCAAUAAAUCUUGAGUUCUGAAGCUCAUCCUGUUGGAUGGGACAGGGCUGGCAAGAGUCACUGGCUCGGGCACGAUUCCCAGGGCGGUCGGCCAACUUCCGUGGAUCCGGCUCGUGGUGGCUCUGUGGGGACGUGGGCUCACACAGGGGAGCUGCCUGAUGUGCUGGGAUCCUCUGGGUGCCACCAGGUGAUCCCGUUCCUGGUCGGGGUUGGGGUGUUUUGCAGGUGGUUUUGCUGCAGGUUCUUUGGAGGGUGCUGGUACUCAGUGAGACUUUGAGAAGUGUCCGGUUGUUGAACACCCACCGUGGGCUUGGGGUGGAUUGGAGCAGCGUUGGCCAAAGCUUUGGGUGUGUGUUGUGGUGGUUUGCUGAGGAGGAAGGUGAGGUUUUCCUUUGGGGAGGUGGGGUUUUUGGGCAUGGUGCUCCUGUGGGCUUUCCAGGGCCAGGCAGGAGAGGAGAGUGAAUCCAGGAGCAGGAUCCAAACACCCAAACCCAAUCUCCAGGCUGGGGGGUCCUGGCAGCCUUGGGAAGCUCCACAGCCACACAGCAGGGGCGAAUGGGGAUGAAGAGCAAGAGGCCACGCUGCUGUUGUCACUGAUGUGAGGUGAUGACUGUCCCCAUGGCAGGGGCCAGCACAGCCAGUCCCUUCCUUAGGACAGAUCUGGCACCUCCUGCCCUGACCCUGGCAGAUGUUCCUGAUGAAAACGAG
Molecule: messenger RNA, 5392 nt
Organism: Vidua macroura (Pin-tailed whydah)
Lineage: Eukaryota; Metazoa; Chordata; Aves; Passeriformes; Viduidae
Product: potassium voltage-gated channel subfamily A member 2
Exons: 4
Coding region: 776-2275 (499 amino acids)
Biological process (GO): potassium ion transmembrane transport; protein homooligomerization
Cellular component (GO): voltage-gated potassium channel complex; membrane; dendrite
Molecular function (GO): protein binding; delayed rectifier potassium channel activity
Source: RefSeq, a predicted model, not a curated record